UCUCUCGCUUGUUAGCUUUUGUAAUAUAGUUGUAAUUUGCAAACAGUAAAAGUUUUUAUUUACACCUACCUAUUACACUUCGCUACAUUGGUGACCUCGACAACAAACAAGUAUGAACGAAGAAGAAUUACGCAGUCAGUUGGAGGCGUUACGCCAAGAAAACGCUCGUCUUGCGGCACUACAGGCACAGCAAAAUCCAACAGCUUCAGUAAAUCGCGUCGCCGUUAAGUUACCACCUUUUUGGGCCGAAAGACCGAGCUUAUGGUUCUCGCAGGUGGACUCGCAGUUUGCAAUUUCGGGAAUAACAAGUGAGGAAACAAAAUUUAAUUACGUUGUUGCUCAGCUUGAUACGCGUUAUGCAGCUGAAGUAGAGGAUAUUAUUACUAAUCCACCGCCUACUGAACGCUACAAACAUUUGCGCACAAAACUUGUUGAACGGUUGUCCAUCUCAGAAGAACAACGUGUGCGUCAACUCAUUAACGAAGAAGAACUAGGUGACCGUAAGCCAUCACAGUUCUUACGACAUCUCCGUUCCCUUGCCGGUACUACCUUAUUACAGGAUAAUAUUCUACGUCAACUUUGGCUCCGCCGUCUACCAUCACAUGCACAAGCUAUUUUAACAGCACAAUCAGAACUUCCUUUGGAAAAGGUAGCCGAGCUAGCCGACAAAAUUGUUGAAGUACAGCCAGCUCCCUCGCAAUUUGUCCAUGCUGUUGCCACGACAAACGACAAAAAGGAACUCGAUGUCUUCGCUGCCAUUGAAGUGCUCACGAAACAGGUAAGCAAAUUAUGCGCCAAACGCCCACAACAUAUCCGUUCUAGGUCGCGUAGCCGUUCAAACGUAGAACGGACUAAUGGCAAAAGAUGGUGCUGGUAUCAUAGUACUUAUGGAGAAAAAGCCGCUAAGUGUAAGGCUCCCUGCAAGUACCAGGUAAACUGCAACGACAAUCAAAUAACAAAACAACAGUUUUUGAUCGACUCCGGCUCCGACUUAUCUUGUUACCCACGACGGCUACUACGGGAUAGACGACAAGCCACUGAUUACGACCUCAGCGCGGCCAACAACAGUACCAUAAAAACUUUCGGGACGCUCCAUCUCAAUUUGAACUUAGGACUUCGACGCAGUUUCCCAUGGAGGUUUAUUGUCGCCGACGUGAGUAUUCCUAUCAUUGGUUCUGACUUCAUGGCAUAUUACCACUUGCUGCCGGACUGCCGUACCAAACGUCUUAUCGAUGGCGUUACAGGCUUGGCUGUAGGUGGUAAGGUGUCCUCUGUAAGUCAAUGCAGCAUAAAAUCCGUUGCCAACACUUCCCGCCGGAUUACCCGGAGCAAUAAAGCACCAAACGGUUCACCACAUCCUGACGUCACCAGGACAGCCAAUAGCUUGCCGCCCACGCCGCUUAGCUCCAGGUAG
This is a messenger RNA of Aphis gossypii (cotton aphid), 1414 nucleotides long. RefSeq lists its product as uncharacterized. The record is from RefSeq and is a predicted model, not a curated record. Bases 113 to 1414 code for a protein of 433 amino acids. NCBI's taxonomy places the organism in Eukaryota, Metazoa, Arthropoda, Insecta, Hemiptera, Aphididae. The transcript has 2 exons.